GCGCUUCAUACCUAGACAGACUGUGAGCAUAAAUACACCGAAAGGGAUUCGACUGUACGAUCGAGUCCACUUAAAUAACUUUCACAAAUGUUGAGGCAGAGGCACAGAACCGUGCUUAUAUGAACGGAAAGCGGCCGUAGCUUACCGUAGCACACCACGUAGUACUCCACCUUCCGCAGCGUACCCUGCGCGUCACGGCGGCUCGCCCAGUGACGGGCGGCUUUCAUCCAAUCAGCUGCCGCAGAGGAAGACGUCUGCUUUUUAAAAAUAUUGGCGCUGGUCAUGCUAGCGGUAACGCUAGCGAGUUUAUAUUUUUUUUUAAUUCGAGCUACCUGUAUUUGAUCAGAAAACGUCGCCGUGAUAGUGAUUUGAGAGAUAGCCGUUACUAACCCAAGAGAAACCGCUAUGGCAAGUAAUGUGUGCAGCCAUGUAAAGGUUGUUGUUCGAGUGAGGCCGACCAAUGAGAGCGAGAAGCGUGAAAACUGUCGGAAUGUGGUCCAGGUCGUCGAUAAGCACAUGCUCAUCUUUGACCCCAAGGAAGAGGAUUUGUCAUGCUUUGGGUCACAAAGAGUACGAAACAGAAACAUCAACAAGAGGGCGAACAAAGACCUAAAGUUUGUUUUUGAUCAAGUCUUCGACGAGAACGCUACACAAGUUGACAUUUUUGAGAACACCACUAAAGGAGUGCUGGAUGGGGUGAUGAAUGGAUUCAACUGUACAGUGUUUGCCUAUGGUGCUACAGGAGCAGGCAAGACACAUACCAUGUUAGGCUCACCAAAUGACCCUGGGGUCAUGUACCGCACAAUGAACGAACUCUUCAAACGCAUGGAUGAUGCAAAAGAGGAGAAGGAGUUUGCAGUUGCAUUUUCAUAUCUUGAGGUUUACAAUGAACAGAUAAGAGACUUGUUGGCUAAUGCAGGGCCUCUUGCAGUCAGGGAGGACAGUUCUAAGGGAGUGGUUGUACAAGGCCUCACGCUGCAUAAGCCCAAAUCUGCAGAGCAGAUUUUUGAGGCUUUGGAUUCUGGAAAUCGAAACAGGACACAGCACCCGACUGAUAUGAAUGCCACCUCUUCCCGCUCCCAUGCUGUAUUUCAGAUAUAUUUGAGACAGCAGGACAAAAUUGCCAGCCUCAAUCAUAAUGUCUGCGUUGCCAAAAUGAGCCUGAUUGACUUGGCAGGCUCAGAGAGAGCCAGCGCCACCAACGCUAAAGGGGCACGGUUACGAGAAGGUGCGAACAUCAACCGCUCACUCCUCGCCCUGGGCAAUGUUAUCAAUGCUCUUGCUGACCCAAAGAGUAAGAAGGCUCAUAUACCAUACAGGGACAGCAAAUUGACACGGAUACUUAAAGACUCCUUGGGAGGCAACUGCAGGACGGUUAUGAUUGCCAACAUUAGCCCCUCAUCGAAGUCAUAUGAUGACACCCAUAAUACUCUAAAGUAUGCCAACAGAGCCAAGGAGAUUAAGUCCUCGCUCAAGAGUAAUGUGGUCAGCUUGGACAGUCACAUUGGUCAGUAUGCAGUGAUCUGUGAGAAACAGCGACAAGAGAUCGUACAGUUGAAGCUGAAGCUAAAAGAAUAUGAGGCGAAGAGCACGGCGCCUGGGGCUUUUAGCACAAUCUCUUCCCAGAAGCAAGAAGAGUUCAAAAGGGCGUCAGAGGCUCUGCAGCAAAUCUUCUCGAGCCGAGCCCAAAUCAGGCGAGAACAGCUGGAUUUGGAGAGGCAGCUGAAGGAGAAUGAGCUGCGCCAGCGCUACAGCGAGGCGGACAACCUGCAGGUCCAGUACCUCUGUGCCAAGGAAAAGAGAAAGGCCACUUGUAAGCACGAGCGGAAGAUUGCCAGCUUACGCACUCAGCAACAACACAUUUGCGAACGCUUGAAUAAGGCGGAAGAGCGUUUCUUGGAAAACGACGGUUGGCUUCAUCGCAUUGAGAACGAGAUUAAGUUGUUAAAGACGAGCGAUCAGGCCUCGGAGGCAUUAGAGAAGGAUCUACACUGCCACAGAUUGGAGUUGCAGGUAAAUGAUCUCCAACAACACAUCAAGCAGAUGGUCCAGCUCACCACUCUGCAGGAUCAGGAGAACAAGCGCAUGCAAAAAAUGCUGAAAAUCUUGUUGCCAGCUUACAGUCGGCACUACUCUGUGCUGAGUGGAGCCGGGCUGGCCACGGGAGCCGAUGAGAUGGACAACCAUGAACUCGAACACCUUGUGCUGAGGGAGAGAGGCGUGGUCUGGGCAGACCAGGAGGGGGUGGGGCCGCAGCUGAAAGUUGAAGGGAUUGGUGUGGACUCACACGAGAGAGAUAAGGCAGGAAAAGUUGGGUUCUGCAGCGAGCUGGCACCUGUCCUCUCUUUCUCACAUCUACAAUACCACCAGAGUAGCCCCUGCAGUUCAGAGAGGCACACAAAAAGAUUGUGCAGUGCUGCUCCUUCACCGAAAGGUAGAGAAAAUCAGACAGAUAUGGCACAGGAACCACUUCCCAGAAUGCCCAUCAGGAGAAAUUUAUCUGCAUUACUCCCACCCCAGAGCCCCCGCACGGUCACUACUAGACAGGUGUUCGAGGAGGGUAUGUUCCCACUCCAGUGCACACCGGAACCGGUUCAAAAAACCACCCACGCCCAGCCACUGAGCUCCUCCAGCACCAUGGAUCCAAACAUGACCUUUGAAGUUCUAGACAAUGAUGAUCAAGCGCCAAGUAAUACAACCAUCAUAAUAAGCAGCGGUAGUCCAUGGCAAGCGUCAAAGUCCACAAACUUCUCAGGACAGCCUAACAAGACCACGGAGGGGAACCACACAACCACCAAGCGACAACAGAUCCCGCCGCUGCAAGACGUGAGGCGCACCAACCCGACCUACAUGGGCAUGACGUCUGCUGCACAAGGGAAGCGGAAAUUUAACCGCAUCUUCAGAGAAGAGUUAACACAUGCAGCAAAGCGUGUAAAGAAAGACCCCUCAGUGCCACAGAGGCCAGUCAGAGUCCAGCGUUUGGUUGGCUCCGAGUACAAGCCCCGCAGAGUUGUGAGGAGCAUUUCUGAAGGAAAUCUGAACCUCAUCGAACCUCAGAAAUCCAAGUCCAUUUUCUACAAAACAUCUCAACAGCUAAAACGAGUGGCUAAACGCAUGUGAGGCGGCACUGAGUUGAAGUCGCUUUGCCUUUAAAGACUUUCAUCCUGCACCUUUUCCGUCCUUAUUCAGCUUUUAACAAUAUUUUUCUCCAAACCUUAAAUAAAACAAAAACAUGCUCAGUUGUGCAGAAAUGUUAAAUGUGGUGUUUUCCUUUCAGCCUUGCACUAAACUGAACUUGUAUGUAACUAUUGUACAGGCAGUGUUAGAUUAUUUUGAAUAUUCUUUUUGUAGCUCAAAGACUGGUUGGUGUCAGUUUGGAGCCUUCCUUUAGAUUUUAACAUGUAUUUUAAAGUCAUGUGUACACACACAAAUAAAUAAUUUCCUGUGGAUGUUCUGCAUUUUGUACAUUAUGUUCUUUGAUCUGUUUUCAAACAGUAAUCGUCUUUUAGUUGACCACAUUACCCAGGGCAGCUAAUAACACAGAAACUGCUCGACUCUGAGCUGUUUGUGCUUCUUAUUUUUAUCCUGUACAGGUAAUAAGGUGGGGUUAUAGAUAUUUCAUAAUAAAUUUGCUUGUAAGAGAAUCUGUGGUUUUUCAAUAAA
Messenger RNA from Archocentrus centrarchus (flier cichlid), 3663 nucleotides. It is a transcript of the gene kif18a, whose product is annotated as kinesin family member 18A. Gene Ontology annotation, biological process: microtubule-based movement. Gene Ontology annotation, molecular function: microtubule motor activity; ATP binding; microtubule binding. The record is from RefSeq and is a predicted model, not a curated record. Lineage: Eukaryota; Metazoa; Chordata; Actinopteri; Cichliformes; Cichlidae. Bases 406 to 3120 code for a protein of 904 amino acids. The transcript is spliced from 18 exons.